Corythoichthys intestinalis (scribbled pipefish) is the source of this 5421-nucleotide messenger RNA. Its product is annotated as dentin sialophosphoprotein-like. The transcript is spliced from 3 exons. Bases 1 to 5421 code for a protein of 1806 amino acids. Lineage: Eukaryota; Metazoa; Chordata; Actinopteri; Syngnathiformes; Syngnathidae. The record is from RefSeq and is a predicted model, not a curated record.
AUGAGGAUGUUAAAGAUUUUCAUCCUUUUCCUGCUUCUCGUUGGAAGUCACAGUAGACCGACUCCAAAGCCAGAAGCCGUGAAGGGUAACCAAGGAAAAGGAAGACCUGAAGAACACCAUUGUAAAGAUGAUGACGACGAAAACGAUGACAAGGAUGAUGAUGAUGACAGAGAUGAUGACGAGGAUGAUGAAGAUGACAAUGACGAUGAUGAUGAUGACAACAAUGAUGAUAAUGAAGACGACAAUGACAACAAUGACGACAACGAUGAUGACGGCAAUGAUGAAGUCGACGAUGACAACAAUGAUGACAACGACAAUGAUGACGACAUCGAUGAUGAUGAAGAUGAUGACGAAGAUGAUGAAGACAAUGACAACGAUAAUAACGACAAUAAUGACAACGAUGAUGAUGAAGAUAAUGACGACAAUGAUGAUGAAGACGACGAUGACAACAACGACAAUAAUGAUGACGACGAUGAUGAAGAUGAUGAAGACAAUGACAACGAUAACAAUGAUGAUGAUGAUGACGAAGAUGAUGACGACAAUGAUGAUGAAGACGACGAUGAAAACGAUGAUGACAAUAAUGACGAUGAUGACGACAAUGAUGAUGACAAUGAUGACGAUGACAACAAUGACGAUAAUGGUGCUGAUGAUGAAGACAACGAUGAUGACGACGAAGAUGAUGAAGAUGAUGACAAUGAUGAUGACGACAAUGAUGAUGACGACAAUGAAGAUGAUGACAAUGAUGAAGACGACGACAACAAUGACGACGAUGGUGCUGAUGACGACGAUGAUAAUGACAAUAACGAUGAAGAUGAUGACAAUGAUGAAGACGACAAUGAAGAUGAUGACGAAGAUGAUGGCGACGAUGAUGAUCGAGACGACGAUGAUGACGACGAAGAUGGCGACGACGAUGAAGAUAAUGACAACGAUGAUGACAAUGAUGAUGACGAAGAUGAUGAAGACAAUGACGACGACGAUGAUGACGAAGGUGAUGAAGACAAUGACGACAAUGAUGAUGACAAUGAUGACGAUGAUGAUGACAAUGAUGAGGACGACAAUGAAGAUGGCGACGAUGAUGAUGAUGAUGAAGAUGAUGAAAAUGACAGCAACGAUGAAGACGAUGACGAAGAUGAUGACAAUGGCAACAACGAUGAAGACGAUGAAGACAAUGACAACGAUAACAACAAUGAUGAUGACGAUGAAGAUGAUGACGACGAUGAUGACGGCAAUGAUGAAGUCGACGAUGACAACAAUGAUGACAACGACAAUGAUGACGACAUCGAUGAUGAUGAAGAUGAUGACGAAGAUGAUGAAGACAAUGACAACGAUAACAACGACAAUAAUGACAACGAUGAUGAUGAAGAUAAUGACGACAAUGAUGAUGAAGACGACGAUGACAACAACGACAAUAAUGAUGACGACGAUGAUGAAGAUGAUGAAGACAAUGACAACGAUAACAAUGAUGAUGAUGAAGACGACGAUGAAAACGAUGAUGACAAUAAUGACGAUGAUGACGACGAUGAGGAUGACAAUGAUGACGAUGACAACAAUGACGAUAAUGGGGCUGAUGAUGAAGACAACGAUGAUGACGACGAAGAUGAUGAAGAUGAUGACAAUGAUGAUGACGACAAUGAUGAUGACGACAAUGAAGAUGAUGACAAUGAUGAAGACGACGACAACAAUGACGACGAUGGUGCUGAUGACGACGAUGAUAAUGACAAUAACGAUGAAGAUGAUGACAAUGAUGAAGACGACAAUGAAGAUGAUGACGAAGAUGAUGGCGACGAUGAUGAUCGAGACGACGAUGAUGACGACGAAGAUGGCGACGACGAUGAAGAUAAUGACAACGAUGAUGACAAUGAUGAUGACGAAGAUGAUGAAGACAAUGACGACGACGACGAUGACGAAGGUGAUGAAGACAAUGACGACAAUGAUGAUGACAAUGAUGACGAUGAUGAUGACAAUGAUGAGGACGACAAUGAAGAUGGCGACGAUGAUGAUGAUGAUGAAGAUGAUGAAAAUGACAGCAACGAUGAAGACGAUGACGAAGAUGAUGACAAUGGCAACAACGAUGAAGACGAUGAAGACAAUGACAACGAUAACAACAAUGACAAUGAUGAUGACGAUGAAGAUGAUGACGACGAUGAUGACGAAGACAAUGACAACAAUGACGACGAUGGUGCUGAUGACGACGAUGAUAAUGACAAUAACGAUGAAGAUGAUGACAAUGAUGAAGACGACAAUGAAGAUGACGACGAAGAUGGUGACGACGAUGAAGAUAAUGACAACGAUGAUGACAAUGAUGAUGACGAAGAUGAUGAAGACAAUGACAACAACGAUGAUGACGAAGAUGAUGAAGACAAUGACAACGAUGAUGACAAUGAUGAUGACGACAAUGAAGAUGAUGACAAUGAUGAAGACGGCGACAACAAUGACGAUGAUGGUGCUGAUGACGACAAUGAUAAUGACAACAACGAUGAAGAUGAUGAUGACAAUGAUGAGGACGACAAUGAAGAUGAUGACGAAGAUGAUGGCGACGAUGAUCGAGACGACGAUGAUGACGACGAAGAUGGCGACGACGAUGAUGAAGAUAAUGACAAUGAUGAUGACGAAGAUGAUGAAGACAAUGACGACGACGAUGAUGACGAAGAUGAUGAAGACAAUGACGACAAUGAUGAUGACAAUGAUGACGAUGAUGACAAUGAUGAGGACGACAAUGAAGAUGAUGACGAAGAUGAUGGCGACGAUGAUGACAAUGAUGAUGACGAAGAUGAUGAAGACAAUGACGACAAUGAUGAUGACAAUGAUGACGACGACAACAAUGACGAUGAUGGUGCUGAUGAUGAAGAUAACGAUGAUGACGACGAAGACGAUGACGAUGAUGACAAUGAUGAUGAUGACAAUGAAGAUGAUGACGAUGAAGACGACGACAACAAUGACGAUGAUGGUGCUGAUGAGGACGAAGAUGAUGAAGACAAUGACGACAAUGAUGAUGACGAUGAUGAAAAUGAUGAGGAUGACAAUGAAGAUGAUGGCGACGAUGAUGAUCGAGACGACGAUGAUGACGACGAAGAUGGCGACGACGAUGAUGAAGAUAAUGACAACGAUGAUGACAAUGAUGAUGACGAAGAUGAAGACAAUGACGACAAUGAUGAUGAUGGUGCUGAUGAUGAAGACAACGAUGAUGACGACGAAGAUGAUGACGAUGAUGACAAUGAUGAUGAUGACAAUGAAGAUGAUGACAAUGAUGAAGACGACGACAACAAUGACGAUGAUGGUGCUGAUGACGACGAAGAUGAUAAUGACAGCAACGAUGAAGACGAUGACGAAGAUGAUGACAAUGGCAACAACGAUGAAGACGAUGAAGACAAUGACAACGAUAACAACAAUGACAAUGAUGAUGACGAUGAAGAUGAUGACGACGAUGAUGACGAAGACAAUGACAACAAUGACGACGAUGACGACGAUGAAGAUGAUGACGAAGAUGAUGGCGACGAUGAUGAUCGAGACGACGAUGAUGACGACGAAGAUGGUGACGACGAUGAAGAUAAUGACAACGAUGAUGACAAUGAUGAUGACGAAGAUGAUGAAGACAAUGACAACAACGAUGAUGACGAAGAUGAUGAAGACAAUGACAACGAUGAUGACAAUGAUGAUGACGACAAUGAAGAUGAUGACAAUGAUGAAGACGGCGACAACAAUGACGAUGAUGGUGCUGAUGACGACAAUGAUAAUGACAACAACGAUGAAGAUGAUGAUGACAAUGAUGAGGACGACAAUGAAGAUGAUGACGAAGAUGAUGGCGACGAUGAUGAUCGAGACGACGAUGAUGACGACGAAGAUGGCGACGACGAUGAUGAAGAUAAUGACAAUGAUGAUGACGAAGAUGAUGAAGACAAUGACGACGACGAUGAUGACGAAGAUGAUGAAGACAAUGACGACAAUGAUGAUGACAAUGAUGACGAUGAUGAUGACAAUGAUGAGGACGACAAUGAAGAUGAUGACGAAGAUGAUGGCGACGAUGAUGACAAUGAUGAUGACGAAGAUGAUGAAGACAAUGACGACAAUGAUGACGACGACAACAAUGACGAUGAUGGUGCUGAUGAUGAAGACAACGAUGAUGACGACGAAGACGAUGACGAUGAUGACAAUGAUGAUGAUGACAAUGAAGAUGAUGACGAUGAAGACGACGACAACAAUGACGAUGGUGCUGAUGAGGACGAAGAUGAUGAAGACAAUGACAACGAUAACAAUGACAAUGAUGACGAUGAUGAUGGUGAUGAUGACGAUAACGAUGAUGACGACGAUGAUGACGAUGACAAUGACGCCGGUGAUGAUGGAGACGAUGAUGACGAAGAUGAUGACGAUGAAGAUGGCGAUGACGAUGAUGACAAUGAUGAUGACGAAGAUGAUGAAGACAGUGACAACGAUAACAAUGACAGUGAUGACGAUGAUGGUGAUGAUGAUGAAGACAACGAUGAUGAGGAAGAUGAUGACAAUGAUAACAACGAUGAUGACAAUGAUGACGAUGAUGUAGACGACGAUGAUGAAGACGACGACAAUGACGAUAAUGGUGAUGAUAAUAAUGAAGACAACGAUGAUGAUGACGAGGAUGACAAUGACAACAACGAUGAAGACGAUGAUGACAAUGAUGAUGACGAAGAUGAUGACGACGAUGACAACGAUGAAGAUGAUGAUGACAAUGAUGAUGACGGCGAUGAAGACAGUGACAACGAUAACAACGACAAUGAUGAUGAAGAUGAUAAUGAUGACAACGAUGAUGAUUACGACAAUGAUGACGACGAAGAUGAUAACAACGAUGAGGAAGAUGAUGGAGACGAUGAUGAUGAAGACAACAGUGAUGAUGACGAUAAUGACGAUGACGACAACAAUGACAAUGAUGACAGUAAUGAUGAUGAAGACAACGAUGAUGACGACGAUGAUAACGAUGAUGAAAAUGAUGAUGAAGACGAAGACGAUGAAGACAAUGACAACGAUGAAGACGAUGAUGACGCUGACGAUGAUGAUGAUGUCAAUGAUGACGGAGAUGGUGAUGAUGAUGACAACACCGAUGAUGAUGAUGGAGACGAUGAUAAUGAAGACGAUGACAUGGAUGAUGACGAUGAUGAUAAUGACGACAACGAUGAUGACGACGACGACGAUGAUGAUGACGUUGAUGAUGAUGACAAUGAUACAGAUGAUAAUAAUGACAACAAUGAUGAUGAAGACGACGAUGAUGACAGAGAUGAUGACGAUGACGACGGAAGCUGCAAGUCAUCGCGUUUGGUGUUGGAAGUUGGCGGCCAGCAGGUGGUCCUGGAGGGGGCGCCGCACGCACUGGUUCAGAUUCACGACAAGAAAGUUCUCAUCAAGGUCCCCCCUUCCGAAUGCGGCGGUGGCUGCCCAUAUGGCAGCCACUAG